Molecule: messenger RNA, 6419 nt
Organism: Doryrhamphus excisus (bluestripe pipefish)
Lineage: Eukaryota; Metazoa; Chordata; Actinopteri; Syngnathiformes; Syngnathidae
Product: period circadian protein homolog 2-like
Biological process (GO): negative regulation of transcription by RNA polymerase II; entrainment of circadian clock by photoperiod; circadian regulation of gene expression
Cellular component (GO): nucleus; cytoplasm
Molecular function (GO): transcription cis-regulatory region binding; transcription corepressor binding
Source: RefSeq, a predicted model, not a curated record
CGCCGAUUCCUGUGUCAGCCUGUCUGAAUGCCGUCUCCCAUUGAGGAAUACUGAGCUACUGAACUGGAUCUUUUUACCUCCUUUGGGCUUUCUUUUUUCCACACGUCUUACACGGCCGAGAAGGUGAAUUUAUUUCCAUCGCACAGAUCGCAUCCCCCAUGGUGUGGGAUAAGCUAUAUUUCCACCCUGGUGUCAUACAGUUUUGCGCCAUUGCCAUGAGGAAGAUCGGCUAACGUCCCACAUCCUGCUCUUUGGCCCAUUCCAUGUCUGAGAACAGCGACCUUCAGCCUUACCUCUACUCAACCCUGGACAGCCGGGAGCGCUCCCGUGAAAGGGUCGGCCUUCAGGUGGAGGAAGCGGAGAUCUCUCCCUGCUCCGCCAUCAGCCAACUUCACCGCAUGGCCAGCAGUUAUAACGAAAGUUGCGGGAGACGGGACGGAGGGGAUCUGGAACCGGAGCUUGGUUUAGCCUCGGAAGGGAGCGACAGCAGCCACGAGCACCCCGCCUCACCUAGUUCCCCCCACGAUGAGAGAAAGCGGACCUGCUUACACGAAGAUGUAGAGAUGGCCGGUUCUAGCGGGAGUGGGACAGAAUCUCAUGGCAACGAAUCUCAUGGAAAUGACUCCCACGGCAACGAAUCUGUGGGCAGCUCCAAUGGAAAUGGGAAGGAUUCCGCUCUCAUGGAGUCGUCAGGAAGCAACAAGAGCUCCAACUCUCACAGCCCCUCACCGCCAAGCAGCUCCAAUGCCUUCAGUCUGGUGAGCUCAGAGCAGGACAACCCUUCCACUAGUGGUUGCAGCAGCGAACAGUCGGCCAAAGCGAAGACACAGAAGGAGCUCUUCAAGACUCUCAAGGACCUCAAGAUGCAUUUGCCCUUGGAAAAGAGGAGCAAGGGCAAGUCCACCACCGUCAACACGCUCAAAUAUGCACUGCGGUGUGUCAAGCAGGUGAAAGCCAAUGAGGAGUAUUAUCAAAUGCUGAUGAUUAAUGACAGUCAACCACCUGGCUUUGAAGUGUCUUCUUACACCAUUGAGGAAAUCAACAGCAUCACUUCUGAGUACACCCUCAAAAACACCGAUAUAUUUGCUGUGGCCGUUUCGCUCAUCACAGGGAAGAUAGUUUACAUUUCGGAUCAGGCAGCGUCCAUCUUAAACUGCAAACGGGAAGUGUUCAACAAUGCCAAGUUUGUGGAAUUCUUGACGCCGCAGGACGUCAGCGUGUUCUACAGCUUUACCACACCGUACCGCUUGCCCUCAUGGAGCAUGUGCACCGGAGCAGAGUCCUCUCCCACGGAGUGCAUGCAGGAGAAAUCCUUCUUUUGCCGCAUCAGCGGUGGAAAGGAGCAUGACGGGGAUCUGCAGUACUACCCUUUCCGCAUGACUCCUUACCUGAUGAAAGUCCAAGAUGCUGAGCUGUCUGAGGAGCAGUUCUGCUGCCUCCUGCUGGCAGAGAGGGUGCACUCUGGUUAUGAAGCACCCAGAAUCCCCCCUGACAAGCGCAUUUUCACCACCACACACACACCUAACUGUGUUUUCCAGGAUGUGGAUGAGAGAGCUGUUCCACUCUUGGGAUACCUACCCCAAGACUUGAUUGGGACUCCGGUGCUGCUCAAUCUGCACCCAAGUGACAGACCCCUCAUGCUGGCUGUGCAUCGCAAGAUUCUUCAGUAUGCGGGUCAACCAUUUGACCACUCCUCGAUUCGCUUCUGUGCGAGGAAUGGGGAAUACAUCACCCUCGAUACCAGCUGGUCCAGCUUCGUUAACCCCUGGAGCCGCAAGGUCUCCUUUGUCAUUGGCCGACACAAAGUCCGUAUGGGUCCCGUGAACGAAGAUGUUUUUGCAUCAGCUUUCAAUGAAGGGAAAAUGAUGGACUCGGACAUCCAAGAAAUUAGUGAACAGAUCCACAGGCUACUACUACAACCGGUCCACAACAUGGGCUCCAGUGGCUAUGGCAGCCAUGGUAGCAAUGGCUCACACGAACAACUGGUGAGCAUCAGCUCGUCCAGCGAAAGCAACGGGAACAUCAUGGUGGGAAACACAGCGGAGGAGACCAGCAAAGCCAAGCCCACCAGGACGUUCCAGGAGAUUUGUAAGGGAGUUCACAUGCUGAAGAACCAGGACUCCCUGCGCUCGCCUCCACCCUCGCCUGCUCCGUCGCCAUCCAAACCAGACCAAAAGAGGACAGCUGAUGCCUCUCAGAAGAGCUCAGUGGCCCGUUUGAAAGACUCAGCGCCCCCUCUGCAGGCCAGAGACAGUAAUGCAGCCAGCAUGGAAGACUUUACCUGCAAAGACCAGACCGUCUGCUCCUACCAGCAGAUUAGCUGCCUUGACAGUGUCAUCCGUUACCUGGAGAGUUGUAACAUCCCCAUCACAAUAAAGAGGAAAUACCAGUUUUCUUCAAAUGCCACCUCCACCAACUCAGAUGAUGACAAGAAAUGUACUGAGAACAAUGUCCAAGUGCCUGAUGGGUCAAAUACAGAUUCUUUAAUGCUCCAAGGCCAGCCUGGACUUUCAAAUAUGAAAGCACCAAAGAAACCUCCGUCGGGGGCAGCUGUGGUGGGUGCCCCCCUGGGACCGCUUCCUUUACCAAGCAAGGCUGAAAGCGUUGUAUCGAUCACAUCACAGUGUAGCUACAGCAGCACAAUCGUACACGUAGGAGACAAGAAGCCUCAGCCAGAGUCUGAAAUAAUCGAGGAUGUAGCCGAGAGCCCCGCACCACCCGCUCCGCCCAUCAGCGUGGUGUCGCCGCUUAGCCAGGAGAAGGAAGCCUAUAAGAGACUGGGACUGACCAAGCAGGUGCUGGCAGCCCACACGCAGAAGGAGGAGCAGGCCUUCCUAAACCGCUGCAGAGAGCUCCGUAAUGCCAGGACUUUUCAGAAGGACUGUUCCACGCAUCUCCAUAAGCAGAAGGGUCCAGCCAGUCCUGAAGAACAUGCUGGACUUCGAGGCGCUGCCAAACAGGGCACCACCAGGCCAGAGACUGUUGCCAAGAAGGGAAACCGCAACAGGAAGUCCAAAAAGCCACGCAUGAAGCAUCCUGAUUCCUCAGACAGCGCCGUGUCAAACCGCAAACCCCGCCCACCUCUCCAGGGCCUCAACCAAACGUCAUGGUCCCCAUCGGAAGCGUCCCUGUCGGCUUUCAAUGUGUCCUACCCCGCCAUGGUGUCUCCAUACCAGCUCUACCCCCCAGCACCCGCUGCCGCUCCCGCUCAGGUCGCUCAUCCCGACCCCUCCCUUUCCACGGGCUUCGUGGAGGGCCAGAGCGCUCAAGUUCCUCCCGCCGCCGCUCCCUUUCCCUCUCCCAUCGUUACGCCCGUGGUGGCUUUGGUGCUGCCGAAUUACAUCUUCCCUCAAAUUGGACAGUUGGGCCAGAUGGGGGCCGCUCCCAGACCAGCCUUUUUCCCGGAGCAGGCACAGACGCAACCUCAGUUCAACGCCCAGCAACCCUUUCAGCCCCCACAGCCAGCAUACGCCAUGCAAACUCAGCCCCCCUUCACCAGCCAGCAGAUUUUCCCCGUGCCGACCGCCUUCCCGUCCCAGCCACCCUUCCAGGCUCGCCCGACCGCCUUCACCCCCCAGCCUUCUUUUUCAGUGCAGACUCCGUUUGUGGCUCAAGCUCCCUACCCCGCUCAGCCCUUCACAUACAGCCUAAACACGCAGCCCCCCAAAGCCACGGCUGGAGAACCCCGGGAGGGGGCGGCUUCUCGCUCCUCCACCCCCGCGUCGGGCGCACGGGAGCGCACCACAUCGCCAACUCUGUUUGAGUCGCGGUGCAGCUCCCCUCUUCAGCUCAAUCUGCUCAGCAUGGAGGAGGGCCAGCGCUCAGUGGAACGGCAGGACAGCACAGCGCUCUCUGUCGGGGUCCAGGGCUCCAGCAUGGUGGCCGGUACUGUUGCUGCAGGAGCUGGAGGAGCUGCAGGAGCUGCAGGAGAGAAGAGCGCCACUGUUUCAGCCAAGGCUGACAAUCUUCAACAGGUGGAGUCUCCAGAAGAUGGUGCUCACAGUGACGGUCAUUCCUCAUCCUGUGACCUGCUGGAUAUCUUGCUCCAAGAGCAGGAGGACUCCCACUCUGGCACGGGCUCUGCAACCUCUGGCUCCAUGGGAUCAGGCUCCGGCUCCGGGUCCGGCUCCGGCUCUCGCUCUGACUCCGCUUGCAAUGGCUGCGGUACCUCGGCUAGCGGAGCCUCGGGCAGCAGAACAGGGAGCAGCAACACAAGCAAAUACUUUGGAAGUGUCGACUCCUUGGAACACGACCCCAAAAUCAAGACCAAGGCCAAAGUCAAAACGAGAGGUGAAGGAGACUCUGACGGAGGCCAAUCGCAGGCCAAGAUGUCCGCCAUCAAAUAUGUUCUCCAGGAGCCUCUUUGGCUGCUGAUGGCCAACGCUGAUGACAAGGUCAUGAUGACCUAUCAAAUGCCAUCCAGAGACAUUCAGAAGGUUUUACGAGAAGACAAGGAAAGGCUGAGGCAAAUGCAGAAGAGUCAACCUCACUUCUCCUCAGACCAGCGGAGAGAGCUGCUGGAGGAACACCCGUGGAUGAGAAGAGGAGGUCUACCAGCUGCUAUCAAUGUAAAGGAGUGCCUGUACUGCAAAGAUGCCGCAGAUGCCCCCAUCGAAGACACCCUGCCCGACAUGGACAUGGGCGAGCUGGGGGAGGAGCUGAGCCAAGAGUGCGAGAACGCUCAGAGCCAAUCAGAGGAAUUGCAAACCAAAUUGGAUCCUGGCCCCUGAACAGUAGAACAACCAGCAGGGGGACUCGCUGGACCAGCCACGGAUCCUUACACACGCGUGUAGAUAGUAUGUACAAAAGGACCUUGUGCCUGGCCAUCCUCGACAGCACUUUUAAACACACGUGAACUGGAGCAGCGAUGACGGCACCGUAAUGCAAGGCCUUUUGUGGUGUACAUUGAACAGCGGACUCACACCAGCAACGUCAAACUCACACAAUGUGAAAACAAAUCGUAGUCGUUCUCUUCUUUCAAAUAUUGAACCCGUUAUCUUUGUUUUUCCAUAUGUUAUCCCUUUUGUUUCCUCAUCAGGGUUUUGUUGGCUUGGUGCUGACAAGAUGUUGUCAACAGGGACCUACGCUUGUAAAGCCUCUUUUUUUUUUUUUUUGCAUAAAUGUACUUGUUGGACCACAGCAUAUUUUAUAUUCAGGCAUAGCACUUGAAGAGUUGAACACGCAUAACUCAUAAACUAAGAAAAAUGACAAGACACAUACAGUUUGACUGUAACUCGCCUCAGCAGCGACAAUCUGAUACAUAAAGACAUUCACUUCACAAACUAACCUUAUUUAUUUUCAGUUCAUGUAUUAUACACAGAUGUUUUAUUACGCCACAGCCAAAUGUGUUUAAAGAAAGUUAUAUGGAUAUAUAUUAUAACAGUAUAUAUUACAUUUGAAGGUCACUUUCGUAUGAGAACUUUAAAGCGGAGUAUUUAGCCUCCGCAUAAAGGUCUUUGCUUACUGCACAGCAGAAGAACUUCUAUGAAGAAGCGGGCGACUUUACUGAUUGUGGAAAUCAUUUUCAAAGAAUGUUAAUUCCAUAUAAAUUGCCAUAUAUUGUAAUAAAUGUGGAGAUGUCUUCACACGGUCAUGGUCUAUCACAAAGACACACACGAAGAAUGGAUAUAUCUGUCCAUUCCUGAUUACAGAGUAAUUAAUGUAGCUUAUAAGGGGACCACAGGAAAGAAACGCAGACAUCCUCAUCAAUCAAAACCCCGAGUAUGAACUUUGGAAAGAGCUCAGGUGCAAUGAGAGACACCCUGCUGGGGCAAGGCUUGAGAAUGUAUGCCAGACUGGACCAAGGAUAUCUAUCUACUAGCUUUUCCCCUCUGGCUCACUUUCAUAUUCUUUUUCUCUGUUCUAUUUUUUGUGUGUUGUAUUUUAUUUGAUGAAAAGCAUUUAAAUGUGGCGGACGCCAGAGGGACUAUCCCGUGUCAUGUUACUGUGAGCAGUGAUUAAAACAAGUGUUGGUGUGCUGGUCAACAUGUGACUUUUCCAUUGAGUGAUGGACACGGUUUGGUGACUCCCAUCAAAUGACUCACCUGAAGCCAUCACAGAUGCUCUUGCAGGAGGCACCCCGACGCUCAUUAGUGUAUUACAUUUAUUAAUACACUAUUAUUACGCAUUGAGAAUGCAAAUUUGACUUAUUUAUGAUCAACAGGAAUUGGUGCCGAAUGGAAGACGCGGAAGAGUUAUACGCCUUAGUGUUUGUCAAAACCAAGGAAGUCCAUGUUAAAUCAAUGACCCACUGCAACUGUAAAUGCAUACACACCGUACUGGCACAUAAUAUAUAUGUACAUGUACAUUUGUUUCAUUGCCGCUCUAUGAAUCUCAUAUAAUUACAGUGCAGUUAUGUGCAUUUUUGUAGGUAAAAAAUGUGUUUGAAACUGUUGUAAUAAAAUUACACAAGCUGUAAA